Messenger RNA from Phragmites australis (common reed), 2381 nucleotides. Its product is annotated as fatty acyl-CoA reductase 2, chloroplastic-like. Gene Ontology annotation, biological process: long-chain fatty-acyl-CoA metabolic process; suberin biosynthetic process. Gene Ontology annotation, molecular function: alcohol-forming very long-chain fatty acyl-CoA reductase (NADP+) activity. The record is from RefSeq and is a predicted model, not a curated record. Lineage: Eukaryota; Viridiplantae; Streptophyta; Magnoliopsida; Poales; Poaceae. Gene Ontology annotation, cellular component: intracellular membrane-bounded organelle. Bases 400 to 2166 code for a protein of 588 amino acids. The transcript has 8 exons.
GCGCUCUCUUUUCAUUUGAUCUCCCUCAGAAGUCAGAUCAGGCCCCCUCCUCAUGUAGCUGUUAUAAAUUGCUCGUCCGGCCGGCGGCAAAAAGAUGUCCUCCUCCCCCCGGUCCUCGGCGCAUCACCAACUUUUAAAGCUAGCCAGCCCCUCCUGCUCCUUUGCAGCCCAGCUCGCUGGUUUUGUAGGUGACUGGCUCAUUUUCGCUUCGUUUCGUUCGGUUUUCGCUCCAGCUCCAGGUAAGUAGUUUAACAGGCAGGAAGUAGCACCUCGUCCUUAACACCCACCCACCUACUCGAUCGCCAUCUCCUUCCUGCCUGGGCGCUGCAGCCGGGGCGAGCUUGUCUAUCGAUCUACCCUUUCACCUAGCACGCACCUUACUUUCUUUCUUUGGCGGGCAUGGGGAGUUCAUGCGUGAACCUCUCCCGUGCAUUCGACGCUGCCAAGCGCCCCCCGUGUUUCGCCGUCAGCAGCAAGGGAGGCCGUGGUCGAUAUGGGAGAGGUAUACUGCUCCCAUUGUCGUUGAGGCGGCACAGCAAUGGUGGUGUGGCGUGCAGUUCCGGCGGUUCAAGGCCGUCCUUCUCGGAAUACGGCAGGGCCGGGGUCUCAGUAGCCGGUAUGGCGUCGUCGGCGGAUCAUGCCGAGGGGAUUGGGAUUGCAGAAUUUCUCGGGGGCAAGAACUUCCUUAUCACCGGCGGAACUGGAUUCCUGGCAAAAGUUCUUAUCGAGAAAAUUUUGAGGACAAAUCCUGAUGUUGGCAAGAUAUACGUGUUGAUCAAGGCCAAGGACAGCGAAGCAGCAUCGAAGAGAUUGCAAAAUGAGGUCGUAGACACGGAGCUGUUCAAAUGCUUGCAGGAAAUCCACGGGAAAGACUACGGCAGCUUCGUAGCAAGAAAGCUGGUUCCCGUCGUCGGCGACGUCAGGGAGGCCAACAUCGGCAUUGCCCCUGAGCUCGCCGACGAGAUCGCGGACCAAGUCGACAUCAUCAUUAACUCGGCGGCGAACACCACUUUCGAUGAGAGGUACGAUGUUGCGAUGGACAUAAACACCGUGGGGCCGUUCCGGAUCAUGAGCUUCGCGCAGCGGUUUCGACGGCUGAAGGUGUUCCUGCAAGUGUCAACAGCAUAUGUGAAUGGGCAGAGGCAAGGCCUGGUGCUAGAGAAACCGUUUCGCAUGGGAGACACCAUAGCCAAGGAGCUGGGAUCCUCGGAUUCUUCAGAGCAUAAGAGCACCAUGUUGAACAUUGAGGCAGAGAUCAAGCUUGCCUUUGACUCCAGAAGACACUCUGACGAUUCUGCCUCUUUUUCUCAAGAAAUGAAAGACUUAGGCCUCGCGAGGGCAAAACUCCAUGGGUGGCAAGAUACUUAUGUGUUCACGAAGGCCAUGGGGGAGAUGGUCAUCAACAGCAUGCGAGGAGAGAUACCGGUUGUCACGAUCAGGCCGAGCGUCAUCGAGAGCACCUGGAGGGAUCCCUUCCCGGGUUGGAUGGAAGGAAACAGGAUGAUGGAUCCUGUUGUCCUCUACUACGGCAAAGGCCAGCUGAGUGGGUUCCUCGCCGAUCCAGACGGCGUUCUUGAUGUGGUUCCAGCGGACAUGGUGGUGAACGCGACGCUGGCGUCGAUGGCGAAGCACGGCGGUGCGGCGUCGGGGCCCGGGAUGCACGUGUACCACGUGUCGUCGUCGACGGUGAACCCGCUGGUGUUCGGCGACCUGAGCCGGUUCCUGUUCCAGCACUUCACGCGGUGCCCCUACAGCGACGCGGCGGGGCAGCCGAUCCUGGUGCCGCCGAUGCGGCUGUUCGACUGCAUGGAGCAGUUCGCGAGUUACGUGGAGACGGACGCGCUGCUGCGGAGCGCCAGGGGGCCGUCGUCGGAGCGGCUGUCGCAGCGGGCGCGCGACCUGUGCACCAAGUCCGUGGAGCAGACCAUCCACCUGGGCAGCAUCUACGAGCCCUACACCUUCUACGGCGGCCGGUUCGACAACGGCAACACGGAGGCGCUCUUCGCGGCGAUGUCGGCGGCGGAGAAGGCGCGGUUCCACUUCGACGUGCGGAGCGUGGACUGGACGGACUACAUCACCAACGUGCACAUCCCGGGGCUCAGGAAGCACGUCAUGAAGGGCAGGGGCGUCGCCGCCAACCAGCUGCUCGCCAGCACCUCCGUGUGACAGCCGAGGAAUGCGCGAUGGCGUGUAUAGGAUCUGCCAGUCUCCCCUGUUGUUAUGCCGCGGCUGAUGACCGACCAAUCUUGCCGCGUGAUCCAUCGCCGAUGACCCUACCGGCCUCCUGACAGGUUAAUUGGUUCAUAGUAGCAGUAAUUAAAGGUUGAUGUGGGUGUGUCAUGCUUGCAUUAACUAUAGAUAUACGAUUGUUCAUCUCUUCC